Molecule: messenger RNA, 1629 nt
Organism: Elephantulus edwardii (Cape elephant shrew)
Lineage: Eukaryota; Metazoa; Chordata; Mammalia; Macroscelidea; Macroscelididae
Product: BUD13 homolog
Biological process (GO): mRNA splicing, via spliceosome
Cellular component (GO): RES complex; U2-type spliceosomal complex
Molecular function (GO): RNA binding
Source: RefSeq, a predicted model, not a curated record
AUGUCUAAUUCACAAGAUAAACAGAAGCUACUGGAUAGCAGUGUAGGAUCAGUAAUAGGGAAGCGGGGGAAAGAUAGCCAGGCCCAGUUCUCACAGAGGAAGGGACUCACACCGCUGAACGGGGGAAAUAAUUGCAUUUCACUGAGGCAGGCAUUGGCGGCUGCUCCACUGCUCUCCAAGGCUGACUAUCUGAAGCACUACUUUUCCUGCGCAGAUGGAAUGCACAUUGUAGAUGAUGAUGUGAUGAAUUGGACAGCUAUUUCUACCACUACAGUGGAAAAGGAAGAAGGGGAAGAUGAUGAUGAUUUUUUUGUGGUUGCUGAGUUUGUGGAUGAGUAGCCAGAAGAGGUCAAGCAGAUGGAGGAUUUUCAUUCCAGUACCAAGUAGAAGCUUCUGGGAGGCCAGGCAGAUGAUCCAACCUCACAUAAGCAUAUCCACCACGAUGCUCUGGAUUCAUCUCCUCCCCGGGAGGUCUGUCACGAUACCCUGGAUUCAUCUCCUCCAAGGAGAGUACAUCAUGACUCCUCAGAUGCUUCACAACUGUGGAAGGUCCGUCAUGAUUCCCCAGAUCCUUCUCCACCCAGGAAGCUUCAUAAUUCUUCAGAUGUGUCUCUUAGGAAAGCUUGUCAUGACUAACCUCAUCUGUCUCCUCCAAAGAAAGCUGAGUAUGAGUCUAAAGACUCUUCCCCCAAGAAACAUCAGAGUCACACCUUGGAUUCUUCUUCCUGCCCACAUGACAGCUAGAAAGCCUCUGAUUCAGAUUUUUCUCCUCCAAGGCUUAAACAUAAUCAAAGACCAGGGCUCCCGGAUUCUGGUUCUGAUUUAUCACCUCCACGGACUAGACCUAGGCAUCGGAGCUCAGAUUCUGACCUGUCUCCACCAAGAAGGAAACAGAGCACCAAAUCUUCUCAUUCUGAUCUGUCUCCACCUCAAAGGACUUGGCCUCCUAGACAGAAGGCUGCACACUUGUUGUCUGGAGCCAAAAUGGGAUUGGUAUUAACUGAUACACAGAAAGAGCAGCAAGAACUCAAGAAGCAGGACCAAGAAACCAUGGAAUUUGAAGCCGCAUUCCAGUGUGCUGAAAAUGUGCUUCGAGAUAAGUCUGGUCAUAAGAAGAACUUGAAACUAGAACAUUUGGAACAAAGGCGAAAAGCAGAGAAGGACACAGAGAGAGAUGAACUCUAUGCCCAGUGGGGGGAAGGGCUUGCCCAGAGUCGCCAGCAGCAGCAAAAUAUAGAGGAUGCAAUGAAGGAGAUGCAAAAGCCAUUGGCGCGCUACAUUGAUGAUGAAGACUUGGAUCAGAUGCUGAGCAAACAGGAGAGAGACAGAGACCCCAUGGCCAACUUCAUUAAAAAGAAUAAGGCCAAGGAGAACAAAAAUAAGAAAGUGAGACCUUGUUACAAUGGUCUGGCACUUCCCAACAGAUUCAAUAUCUGGCCUGGAUAUUGCUGGGAUGAAGUAGAUAGACAAUGUAUUUGAUCAAAUGUAUUUGAACAAAAGCACUUUGCCAGACUUGAGGCAGUAGAGGAACUCACCUACAAGUGGAGGAUAUGUAACUUUGCUAAGACUCUAGGGGUAACUCUGGUUGUGGUAGUGGACAGAGAGCCACCAGACGUCCAGCUGUUUUAG